UUCUUUAGUCUCCAGCUCCUUUGAUCCUCACAACACCUCCACACUUUGCAGUCUGAUCUCCUUUUAGUGGAAAAACUGUCGAGAUUGACACUUGGUGAUUGUCUUGGCUUCGUAUUAUUCCCUUUCACUUCUUACUUUAAAAAAGGAACUAAGAUACCGCGGAGAAAAAAUUUUCCCCUUUAUGCUGAAGAAUCUAUUUUAAUAAUAGCUCUCUCUUUUUCUUUCCCCCCAGGUGGUAGGGGAGGAAGAGGGGGAGAGAAAGUUCUGACUCUGGCUUCUUCAAGGGGGGGAUUUGCAUUCUCUUUGUUAGCCUCCAUUUUUGGCAGAGAAACUCGGGGUGGAUGGGAGCCCCUAAUCCUUUUCCAGUAGGCUUGUUUUGGAGGAAAUCUGGAAAUAAGACUUAAUCAUCAAGUAUCUUGUAAACUGAUGAAACAAUUGAGACCUAUGGUGGCCCUGAGUGACUCAGGCUCUGUCUCCUGGCAGAUCAGUGCUAGUCACUUUUCUCCCUAACAUCGCUGCUAUGAAAUGCUGUUUUGCCACAGCAGGGCUGCCAUCCCCAGCCCAGGAGCCCUCUUCAUUCUGAGCUGCCUGAUUAGAGCCUCGGGGGUUCCAGAAGAUGAGCUUCUUUUCACUCUAUCAAAUGGCAUUCUUUUCUCACUAGUUCCAAACAUGAUAUUGGUUGACAAGAACUUUGGAGUAGUCUUAAUGACCCUUGACUGCCUAAAACACAGGACGUCAUAAAAGAUCUGCUGUCUGAGUGCUGUGAAAACAAUUGACUGGGCCCUUGCAGUACUGUCUAGGAAGCUGCGCUUCCAGGCAGCUAGAAGAUAGUUAUUCCGAGAUUGUUCCAUCUCUAUAUGUUGUGCAGCCUGAACUCUGGAUUUUCGAGGUCACUAGCUAUAAUUUGUUUUAAAUGGCUGGUUCCUGAUUCCCCAUUGCAGUUUCAUCCCGUGGCCAUGUGUGUAAUUAAUAAUCUGGGAAGUGGAAGCUGAGUGAGGCAUCAAGAAGGGGCUUUUCCUUCCAUUUUUGGAAUCAGAAGGAUCAACUUCAGGCAGUUUGGGUGAACUGUUGAGUAUUUUAGUAUCAAAAUGUAGUUAACUGAUCACAGCUGAGCAUAUGGAAUAAUUUUUAAUUUAGGGUGAUUAAAAAGAUGUGUAGAACAGCUACCAAAAUUGAAUUAAAGGGUUCCUCUCCUAAUAAAUAUUCUGAACCAGGAAAGGCUUAGCUACCUCCCGUAAGGAAGCUGUGAUAGUGGAGCAGCCUCCACUGGCACACCAGCUCCUGAUGGUUCCGGGGGAUGGAUGGGUGUUAGCUAGUUUAAAUGCUCAUGGAGGAAGCCAGGCAUAUUAUUACAGAGACUUGGGGAAAUGUCUUUCACCUUGCUGUGUAGGGCAAGUCUGGUGGAAUAUCAAUUAAUGGCCUCCUUGUGGGGGCACCGUAGGAGCUGAAGAAUUGGCCGUUCAGUUAGGUGAUCUGGAUUAAGGUUCUUGGCCCGCCAGUAACAUAGCCACGCAAAUUUGCAGUGGUGUGUGGGCCGGAGGGUUUUGAAUUCAGACCACGAGGGCAGAUAAAAAUCUUGCCUUGAAGGAAGUUGGUGGGGAUGGAGGGGGAUGUACCACCAUUUUCUCUAAAACCUUCCUCUCCUAUGAGCAAGCUCAGCUCUUGGAUAUGUCUCGCUUCCAGAGAAAUGGGGUCUAUGGGGGGGAAGUCCCUGUCAGCCAGCUGCUACCACAAAUUACCCCUUUAUGUUGAGCUCCCUUAGAGAACUUUCAUUUGAACGUCUGUUGACUGCAGCUUUCUAAACAGUCAAUUGUUUUCUGCCUAGGCUAGGGACAUUAUGGAAUUACUAGAAAUUUGGGGCCAGUUUGGUAAUUUGAUGAUAAAGGUGAGAAAUGAAUUCAGUGAACCUGGAGAGGCAGCUGAGCAAAGGUGUGUGUGCAGGAGUGAGUCCUUUGGGCUUUUGCCCUUCUGCUUUACCAGUUGACUGGCCUAACCUACCCCCAAAGGCUAGUUGGUCGGGCUGGUUUUUAAUGGGUGACUGUGAGGAUGUUCAGAUUUAAGAGUCCUGAAUGGCCAAGGUGGCUGGGAAGCAGUCGGUCACAUAAAGAAGUGGUUUGUUUGUCUCUGGAUGGUCUAAUACUCAGCAGGACACCAGUCAGUCAGUCUUGGUGGCAGUUUGUGUUUCCUAGUAGCUGAUGAGUUAACUCUUAACAUGUAAAUCUGUCCAGCAACGAGUGGUCUCAACUAUGGAAAAGAGUUUUUGUUUUUAUUUAAUUGGAGAUGCAAACAGGUAACUGUAACAUUUAUUUAACUUUGUAAAUACAGGAGGGGUCCAUGAGGCUGAGGAUAGCGCCCACCUGGGCUUUAAGGGUGUCCUGAGCUAGUAUCCUACUUGAAGUUGGUUAAACUGGCUCUAAUUUAGACUCUGCCCAUUUAAUCUUCUGGAAGAAAGAGCUGGAGUGUGUAAUUCUUGGGGCCACAUAAUGGACAUACAAUUUGUUGGGGUGUGUGUACGUAUGUAUUUAUGUGUAUAGAUCUGACAUGAGCACAGUGACUCAUUGUAGUCUCUAGAGUUGAUGAGACCCGGGAAAUGUGGGGUUUGCUUCCUGAAGUCCUUUUCCUCUAUGUCAGAUCUCAGAGCACAUGGGUGACAUGUAAGGUUGCUCUGAACAAACAGAAGUUAUUGGAGAAACUUGAGACACCAAUGCUCCAUCUUGCCUAAUUGAAGAUUACCAAGAGUAUUAUUUGCCCCAUAAGCUGUUGUAAAACAUAUCAACACGGGGUGUUGGAAAGCCACUUUACAGAUAUAAAUAUCUUUAGGUUGAUGAUGAUAAUAAUAAUGAAAGUAAAACUGGAUCCUUGAGCACACCUGAACUGAUUCGGGAUGAGUCAGGCAGUUUCCAGUUUAAUUAAAAAGGGGUGGAGUUUAUGUUCAGCAGUCCUCCAGCCUCAUCCUGUUGGAGUUGAGUAUUCUGUAGGACUUGGAAGAUAUUGGGCUGCAUUGCCCUUGGCUUAAAGUAGUGUUGAAGUUAGUACUUGGCCUGUGAUUGAUUGGGUUAUGAUGCUGAAUUUAAACAAUUUCCAUCCCAACCCCUCCUUCCCCCCCAAGAAAGGUGGCCUGGCCACUUCAGCUUUUUCCUUGUAAUAUUAGGGAAAGAUCAAAAAAGUUCAAGAUUGGGCUGGAGAGAUGGCUCAGCAGUUAAGAGCACUGACUGCUCUUCCAGAGGUCCUGAGUUCAAAUCCCAGCAACCACAUGGUGGCUUGCAACCAUCUAUAAAUAAAAUAAAUAAAUCUUAAAAAAAAAAAAAAAGUUCAAGAUUUAGGAGCUGUGGAGAUCGCUCAAAAGGUCAGGCCAUUUGCCACCAAGCCUGACAGACCUGCAUCUUGAUUCUUGGGACAUGCAUGUUGGAAGGAGAGAACUGACUUCUAAAAUUGUCUCCCCUUUGAUCUCCACAUGCACCCCCAUACAUACGUAAAUUAAUAGUUUUUUUUUUUUUAAGAGGAAGGUUUUUAUUGUUACUAUAGACUGGCAUAGAAGUUAGUCCUUUUACAGGGUUCAGAAAAAAGAGUAGGUUAAGAACCCUCGCCACGGGGGUUGGGGAUUUUAGCUUUAGUGGCCCUGGGUUCGGUCCCCAGCUCCGGAAAAAAAAAAAGAAAAAAAAAAAAAAGAACCCUCGCCACUUUGCAGAGGACUUGAGUGUGGAUCCCAGUACCCACAACUGUUCAUAAGUCAAGUUCUAGGGGAUCCUGCAUGGCAUUACAAGUGGUACACACACACUCUCUCUCCCUCCCUCCCCCUCUCUCAGGCAGACACUUAAGUAGAUAAGUCUUAAGGACCCCUCCCAUCUCAGCUUUAUUUGUGUAGGUAUUUGGCCUCCACGUGCUUCUCAGCACUGUGUGCACCGUUAGAGGCCAGAAGAGGAUGAUGUGUCCCCUGACUUGGAGUCACAGAUGAUUAUGAGUUGCCAUGUGAAUGCUGGGAAUUGAACCUAGGUUCUCUAGAAGAGUAAUCGGUAGUGCCUUUUACUAUUGAGCCAUGUCUCCAGCCUAAUUUUGUACUUUUUUUUUUUUUUUUUGGUUCUUUUUUUCGGAGCUGGGGACCGAACCCAGGGCCUUGCGCUUCCUAGGUAAGCGCUCUACCACUGAGCUAAAUCCCCAGCCCCUAAUUUUGUACUUUUAAAGAUGGAAAUAAGUGCGGAUUAGGGGUGGCUGCAGCGGCACAUGGGGUAGAGGUGGAUCACUAUGAUUUCCAGGCCAGCCUGGUCUACAGAGCAUGUUCCAGGACAGCCUAGGCUACCUGGAGAAAUUCUGUCUUGAAAAACCAAACCAGAGACUGGAGAGGUGGCUCAGCGAUUAAGAGCACUGACUGCUCUUCCAGAGGUCCUGAGUUCAAAUCCCAGCAACCACAUGGUGGGUGGCUCACAACCAUCUGUAAUGGGAUCCGAUGUCGCCUUCUGGUGUGUCUGAAAACAGCUACAGUGUACUCAUAAAUAAAAUAAAAAAAAAAAAUUAAAAGAAAAACCAAACCAACGGGGAAAGAAAGAGAGAAAUUGGCCAGAGCUUAGUUGUGUGAUUUGAGUGCCUUAAGGCGUUCAUUAGAAAACCUAUUACCUGAGUGAAGAGUGAAGCAGUUGGAGGCCAUGGCAGAGUGCUGCCUGUGAGGAGAACCCUAAAUGUUGUUUUAGCAGUUUACUGCUGCCUCUCGACUCUGGGGGGAUAGCCUUCACCAGGAAUGUGAGCUCUCAUACUCAUGGGAAGAGUAUAGAUGUGUCGUCUAAAGUCUGUGGACAGCUAGCUAUGAGCAUGUUGUGUAUGGUGUUUCUCAGUUCAGGAGUUGUCACGAGUGGCACUUCUCCUGAUUAGCUGUUUUGAGCAGUUUAUCAGGCCUUGCAGUAUUUUAUAAUAUAAUUGAUAAAUUUGCAGUCAGGUACUGGUAGAAUUGAGUGUCCCUUUAGUCACAUCAGUGUGUAGUUAGUGGCUUUGAGGCUAUCAGACAUACUUGAGCAGUAAGAGCCGUAUCCUACAGAGUGUCAAUGGUCGUUGUAUAUUAAAGAGUAACCGAGUCAUUUUUAUGGCCAUUAAGCCCCAGCAUGCUGUCAGAACGUAAGGGCAUUCGGAGAGGGAUGGCCAGCUGCAUGGGUAUGGGCUUGAAGGCUCGGUGCUUCCUUUACAGGAAUGAAGAUUGAAAGAUGUUUUUAAAACAGACAUUUUUUGCAAAGUACUUUUUAACAAGCUUUUGUGGUUAGAAUCCUUGCCUUCCUGGCAUCCAAACAAAUUUAGAUUGCAGUGACGUUCUUCAGUUCUGUCAAGAAGCAGGGCUUGAAGCAGGCCUUGGGAGUCCUGGUGCCUCCUACAGCUCGGGGGAAGGCUAGCCCACUUUGGGAAAGCUGCGUUUGCUUGCACACCGAGGCAGAGGGACCAUUGUUAGUAAUUCAGUAGAACAGCUGUCUGUAGGCUCUGACAAGUCUGUUGCAGUUCUCGCAGGGUUCAGCAAGUUGGUUUUAAUCAACACGUACCCGUACCCGCACCUUUGUCGGCGUAGAUGAGCAGCUCCUCAGUGAGGAUCGAGAGCACCUGCGACCAAGAUUUUGGAAGUCCCUUGUCUUCACAUUGCCGGGAUCAACGUCUUGCUCAACUGAGCCACUCACCCAGUGGAGAUGGACAGAACUGUUGCCCUCAUGCUGACUCACGUCUGAAUCACAGCCCAGGGCAGCCUGGAUGCCUUGUUUGUGCAAAGACCCACCUCUAUCACUGAGCUUCCCCCAAGCUCUGGAAUAUACACAUCCCUCUGAACUUAGAGUUGCUCUAAUUUUGACGCCCAGGGCUUCUGGAGGUUUGAGUGGUGAUAUCUCACAAGUGUCCUUAUUCUAACUCCAGAGAUCCUUAGCAGACAGCUGGAUCGUCCAUCCACUCAGACCUGAAGUGGCCGGCAGCAUGCCGACGCAAUCCCUCCUCGUGUACAUGGACGGGCCGGAAGUCCUUGGCAGUUCUCUAGGUACCCAGAUGGAGGUGGAUGAUGCUGUGCCCAUGAAGGGACCGGCUGUGGUCCCCUUCCGAGCUGCGCAGGAGAAGAGCUUGGCCACAGCUGAGGGACACAUGCCCCUGGACUGCAUGUUCUGCAGCCAGGUCUUCUCUCACGCGGAAGAUCUCAAUCAGCAUGUGCUCCUGCAGCACCGGCCCACCCUCUGUGAGCCGGCUGUGCUGCGUGUGGAGGCCGAGUAUUUAAGCCCCCUGGACAAAGGUCAGGUGCCCACGGAACCACCAAAGGAGAAGAGCAGCAAAGAAAUGGAAGAGCUGAGCUGUGAUGUAUGCGGACAGACAUUCCCAGUGGCUUUUGAUGUUGAGAGCCACAUGAAGAAACAUAAGGACUCCUUCACGUAUGGGUGCAGCAUGUGCGGGAGGAGAUUCAAGGAGCCGUGGUUCCUGAAGAACCACAUGCGGACACACAAUGGCAAGUCUGGCACCAGAAGCAAGCUGCAGCAGGGCACGGAGAGUCCAGUCACCAUCAACGAUGUGGUCCAGGCACAUGCCCCUGGGAACAUCUCCACUCCCUACAAGAUCUGCAUGGUCUGUGGCUUCCUCUUCCCAAAUAAGCAGAGCCUCAUUGAGCACAGCAAGGUUCAUGCCAAAGAAACUGUUCCUAGUGCCAGCAGCACAGCCCCUGAUGGCCACCAAGAGGAACCCACAUCCCCGAGGGAAGAGCUGCUGCAGUUUUUGAACUUGAGACCCAGAUCAACUGCAGAGAGUACAGUGAAGCCCAUGACCUCUAUACCUCAGCUUGACCCAUUCACCACCUACCAGGCAUGGCAGUUGGCUACCAAAGGCAAAGUGGCCGUUGCCCAAGAAGAGGUGAAAGAGUCAGGCCAAGAAGGAAGCACGGACAACGAUGAUUCGUGUUCAGAGAAAGAGGAACUUGGAGAAAUAUGGGUUGGGGGUAAGGUGGAAGGUUCUGGAAAGUCCAAGACAAAUAGAAGCAGUUGUUCAGGUCUCUCCCAAGACAAAGAUAAGUCUAGACAUGGUAACAGUGAAGUGCCUUCAGGGGACGCUGACUCCAAGUUGCCCGGCAGCAAGGAGAAGCCCACACACUGUUCGGAGUGCAGUAAAGCGUUCAGGACAUACCACCAGCUGGUCCUGCACUCGAGGGUGCACAGAAAGGACAGGAGGGCUGAUGCCCCAUCACCCACCAUGGCUGGGGAUGCCAGGCAGCCUGGGACCUGCUCCCCAGAACUCCGCACCACUCUGGAAGAGAGUGGGGCCGGGGACCGAGAAGGAGGCUCUGAAGAUGGGUCUGAGGAUGGGCUCCCUGAAGGGCUCCAUUUGGAUAAAAAUGAUGAUGGAGGAAAAGCAAAGCCCCUCACGUCUUCGAGAGAGUGUAGUUACUGUGGGAAGUUUUUCCGUUCAAACUAUUACCUCAAUAUUCAUCUCAGAACGCAUACAGGUGAAAAACCAUACAAAUGUGAAUUCUGUGAGUAUGCCGCAGCCCAGAAGACAUCUCUGAGGUACCACUUGGAGAGACACCACAAAGACAAGCAGCUGGGGGAUGCCCCUGCUGAGUCCAAAAGUGAAGGCCGAAGUCAGGAGCCGCAAGAUAUGCUACUAACGGCUGAUAGUGCACAGACCAAAAAUUUAAAGAGAUUUCUUGAUGGUGCCAAAGAUGUUAAGGGCAGCCCACCCGCCAAGCUACUUAAGGAGAUGCCUUCUGUCUUCCAGAGUGUUCUGGGCAGCACUGUUCUCUCACCAGCACACAACAAGGAUACUCAGGAUUUCCAUAAAAACGCAGCUGAUGGUGCUGAGAAAGUGCGAAAGAGUCCUGCCCCUGCUUAUCUGGACAUGCCAAGAAAGAAAACAGGGGAUCCCCGGGCCAGCAGCCCUGCCUGCAAACUAGAGGGGGUUGGGCCCUUAGCACGAGAAGCUGGCCACGGGGAGAAGAUGGAUCGGGAGGCUGACUACAGACAUAAGCCCGGUGCUGACUGCCAGGACAGGCCUUUGAAUCUAUCACUCGGGGCACUCCACGCCUGUCCUGCAAUCUCUUUGAGCAAGUGUCUCAUCCCUAGCAUUGCCUGCCCAUUUUGUACUUUUAAAACCUUUUAUCCGGAAGUCCUUAUGAUGCACCAGAGACUUGAGCACAGGUACAACCCCGACACGCACAAGAACUGCAGCAGCAAGUCUGUGCUGAGGAACAGGCGGACAGGGUGCCCCCCUGCUUUGCUGGGGAAGGAUGUACCCCCCUUGUCUGGUCUGCACAAGCCCAAGGCCAAGCCUGCCUUCUCAUCACAGGCUAAGGCCCUGCACCCAGAGAAGGUUCGGCAGGGGACCUCGGGGCCAGGCAAAGCUCCCCAGACUUCAGGACCGGACAACAGCACUUUAGCCCCAAGUAACCUGAAGUCACACAGGUCACAGCCCAGUGCCGGGGGCCCCAGUGCCACCAGGCAGCAGCAGUCAGAGCUGUUUCCAAAAGGUGGCGUCCCUGCUGCUAUGGAUAAGGCGAAAAGACCUGAGCCCAAACUGAAGGCCCCCCCGGCUCCCCCGGCUCAGUCCCCCCUUAGCAGUGGUAAUGGCAACGGUUCGGCUGAGUGCCCAUGGGGGCAGCAAGGAAGAGACUACUACUGUCAACGGAAUGCUGGCAGUGCCACGUCAGAAUACAGUGAGCCACAUCCCAAAAGACUCAAGUCCCCUGUGGUGUCCCUGGACACAGAGCAUCCUGGGCCCAAUGGCAGAAGGGGCUUUGAGCUCCCCAAGUACCAUGUGGUCAGGAGCAUCACUUCCCUGUUACCACCAGAGUAUGUGUGCUCACCGCCUGUGCUGCCUCCCAAAGCCCGUUUCCUGAGCCCUGGGGAGGUGGAGUCGCCCAGCGUGUUGACUGUGCAGAAGCCCUACGGUGCCUCUGGACCCCUGUAUACCUGUGGACCCGUGGGACAUGCAGGAGCCAGCCCAUCCCUUGAAGGAAAGAGGCCUGUGUCAUACCAGCACCUAUCUAACAGCAUGCUGCAAAGGAGAAACUGUGAGAAUUUUAUUGGAAAUACGCAUUAUCGACCAAAUGACAAGAAGUCUUGAGUUCUCGUUCUUGGGCAAAGGUCCCUGGAUGCAAGAACACACUUUCCACGGAAUCACACUUUGGUUCAUCUUCUGAGAGCACGUGAGGAUAGCUACUGAACAAGCUGUGACUGAAUUGUACAUAGACCCGCGAGGAGCAGAGAAGGAACACUACAUUCUCUAACGUCUGUUAACCUUUGUACCAAAUAGCAAUAAAAACUAGUGGGAGCAGUUGGGCUGUGCGCCAGGGGACUGCAAUCUAUUUUGUCCCUAAAUAUUUUUUUAAAGAAUUGACCAAAUAAGUUUUUUGCAUACUUGAGCUCGGCUGAAAAGGAAUCAUUUGGGUGGGGUGGGUGGGGUGGGGAGUGCUGUAAAGCUUGCACCUCAGGUAACUGUAAAUACCAACUGAUGUCGUGAUGUCAUCCUCGUGAACUUUCUUAAGUACUGUGUGUUUCUCUUCCUCAUGGAGCUCAAUGACUUGAGCAUUUUCUGCUUCUUUAUGCUUUUUCAUUUAAAACGUGUUUUAAAGCAUAUUCUCACUGAGUCUCUUGUCUGUCGAUGGAAGCAUUGACCCUCAGAAGAUGUGCUGUGCAGCCUGAGGUCAGCAGGCAUUAACCUGGUACCUUUACUAUAGCUGUUAGAGCUCAUGUGUACAGGUCGUCCUCGAGCCCCAGCUGCUGCUCUGGGGAUGUCGUGGUGCUUUUGAGUGGGUGUUGCCUACAGAGAAGCUGCCUCUGUAGGGCGGGCGGCCAAUGUCUUGGACAAGUCAGGCUCCAUGAGGAGCUAUCUAAGUUCUUCUUUUCUUUUUGGAAGAUUGGGUUUCUCGGAGAGUUGCCUGAUUUAAGUCUAGAUAAAUAUGCCACAUCUCCUUGUGGGAAUUGCAUGCUGGGAGGCAGUUUUAAAGAGUGGAAAGUUUGGGGAAAUACUUUAGUUUGUAUUUGAAUGAGUCUGAUGUGUCUGGCGUUUGAGCAUGGGCACCUUGAGUGUGGGUGAGGACCUGCCAGCGGAGCCUCCUGGGAGGCGGGGAGAGAAGAUCCGCUGGAGACACGAGUCUCCCAUUGUUUCACAGGGUGACUUCCUCAGUGCACAGGCAGCUCAGGAUGGGAAGAGGAGCCACCAGCUGGCUCACGCGCAUUUAAACUUGAGUUCCUCUGAUGUCUGAGUUAGUCAGCAGUUCAUGGGUUUAGCAAACCCAAAAUAUUUUAUUAAGAAACUGUUUCAAAAAUAAAUUUGCACUGCUCGUUUUUUCUUGCCCCACCCCUCUUGAUUGGACAAAAGGGUGAAGAGCUCAAAAACCUCGACUUCCCCCCCACUCCCUUUUCAUAGUGCACCAUGAAGGGGCCCUUGGGAGAUGUCUUACCUCUGUGUUGAAUGGAGACCUACCUGGGUUGAGAUGUGCCUGCUCUUGCAGAAGUGCUUUCGUAUCAGGAACGUGUACACUAGGCCCUGUUCCCGUCCACAAGCUGAGCCAUAUGUACGUAAUCUAGACUGUUUUUUUAGGUCUGCACUUUCAUAGCCUAUUUUUUGAAGAUUAACACAUUUGCAGGGUGAUGACUCCAUCUUUGUCUGAAUGCAGUGAGUGUAAGAGGAGGCUCGCUCUCAGAGACCGUACAUGUGAAUCUGGAGGGGUUAUACAGUCGGGGCCAAAAGUUAAAACCUGUAUUUAAAGAAAUAAUCACCAAAUCUAUUAGAAAACAAGUCUGUGUGAAAUGCUGAAAUGUCGGGGCUUUCAGAUUCCUCUAGGUACAUUUUCUGAAUGCGUUAAUGGGAAUUCCAGGUUUUUUCUUUAAACAGCCCUUUGUGCUUCCGUGUGUCUGGUCAUCAGUAUUAACUCUGGGAUACUACUGGCUGUGUGUCUUUCCCUGGGAGGCAACAGUACGCGUGAGGAGGUACACUCGUUGCAUUUUUGUUAACGUAUUUAUUUCAUUCCAGUUUGAUUUAUUUUAAUUGUUGAUACUUAAGUUGUCAGUAGACAAGCUUUAUUUAUGAUAUAUUUCAGCUUAAAGUUAUGUUAUUAUAUGUGGAUGUAAAUAUAGACUUGGUGUUUUACA
Molecule: messenger RNA, 11084 nt
Organism: Rattus norvegicus (Norway rat)
Lineage: Eukaryota; Metazoa; Chordata; Mammalia; Rodentia; Muridae
Source: RefSeq, a predicted model, not a curated record